This is a messenger RNA of Tachyglossus aculeatus (Australian echidna), 578 nucleotides long. RefSeq names its product mediator complex subunit 31 (gene MED31). The coding region runs from base 60 to 455 and encodes 131 amino acids. The record is from RefSeq and is a predicted model, not a curated record. Gene Ontology annotation, biological process: regulation of transcription by RNA polymerase II. Lineage: Eukaryota; Metazoa; Chordata; Mammalia; Monotremata; Tachyglossidae. Gene Ontology annotation, cellular component: core mediator complex; mediator complex. Gene Ontology annotation, molecular function: transcription coregulator activity. The transcript is spliced from 4 exons.
AGGCGCUGGACCUCGCCGACCGUUGGGGCUCGAGCCGCUUCCGGUGCUGAGGGAGGAGGAUGGCGGGCGCCGUUGCCAUGGAGACGGAUGAUGCUGGAAAUCGUCUUCGGUUUCAGCUUGAGUUGGAAUUUGUGCAGUGCUUGGCUAACCCAAACUACCUCAACUUUCUUGCCCAGCGAGGUUAUUUCAAAGACAAAGCAUUUGUUAAUUAUCUGAAGUACUUACUUUACUGGAAGGAACCUGAAUAUGCCAAGUACUUAAAAUAUCCACAGUGCCUGCACAUGCUUGAGCUGCUGCAGUAUGAACACUUCCGGAAAGAACUAGUGAAUGCCCAGUGUGCCAAGUUCAUUGACGAGCAGCAGAUCCUGCACUGGCAGCAUUAUUCACGGAAAAGAAUGCGCCUUCAGCAAGCCCUGGCAGAGCAGCAGCAACAAAACAACACCUCAGGAAAAUGAGGAGCGUAUUUCCGCAUACCCACGUAAAUUACAUAUCUCCGUAAAGUUAAGGAAAAAGACUUCACGCUUAAGUUUUCUGUGACGGCUGUGUAAGGUUCUCUUAUUAUAAACAAGGGAUUCCUC